AUGGAUGAGGCGGACAUUCUUUCUGAUAGGAUAGCGAUUCUCUCUGAAGGUCGCCUCAUCUCUUUGGGAAGUUCGGUUUUUCUCAAAAACAAAUUUGGGGAGGCAUUUCAAAUUUUCGCCUGUAAAAAGGAGCGUUCCAUGGAUUAUACAUCGAUCAUUACGCGGAUCACCACUGAGGCAAUGAUUCCUAUUCGACUGACUGAUCAAACCGAGGAGGAGUUGGUGUUUUCUGUUCCAAUCACGACGGACUCACAUAAAUUGGAGAAGUUCUUCACAUCUUUUGAUUCUAAGAGGGAUUCCUAUCUCCUUGGCGAAUACGGGAUAUCUGCUCCAACUUUGCAAGAGAUCUUUGUCCGACUGAGUCCACAGAGGGAGUACAUCGUACCACGCCGGAAAGCUGGAAUCCUCGGAAAACUAAAGCGGACAUUCCAAGGAAUUCAAGUCGACACCGACCAACAACAACUAAUGAACACUCACGCAACCGUAUACGGUGCUGCUAGUGCUGGCAGUAGCCGAGAAGUCAUACCAAUAGCGUACGAAGAAGGUACUGGCUUAAAUGACUCAAUUAUCUAA
Messenger RNA from Strongylus vulgaris, 573 nucleotides. NCBI's taxonomy places the organism in Eukaryota, Metazoa, Nematoda, Chromadorea, Rhabditida, Strongylidae. The record is from the annotation of a GenBank genome assembly.